Cheilinus undulatus (humphead wrasse) is the source of this 2175-nucleotide messenger RNA. It is a transcript of the gene ap1m1, whose product is annotated as adaptor related protein complex 1 subunit mu 1. The record is from RefSeq and is a predicted model, not a curated record. Gene Ontology annotation, biological process: intracellular protein transport; vesicle-mediated transport. Gene Ontology annotation, cellular component: clathrin adaptor complex; clathrin-coated vesicle. The transcript is spliced from 12 exons. NCBI's taxonomy places the organism in Eukaryota, Metazoa, Chordata, Actinopteri, Labriformes, Labridae. The coding region runs from base 143 to 1414 and encodes 423 amino acids. Gene Ontology annotation, molecular function: clathrin-cargo adaptor activity.
GACAAAAAAGGGAAGGGUUUCUCUUUUCAGUAUUAUGAAUGAAUGUCUGUGCUUUAAUGUUAGCCGUUAACCAGUUAUUAUCAGAUAAUAUCAACCAGGCAGUGAUAACGAGCUGAACUAAGCUCGAAUAAAUUAGUUCAAGAUGUCUGCGAGUGCGGUGUAUGUCUUGGAUUUGAAAGGAAAGGUCCUCGUGUGCCGGAAUUACCGGGGAGAUGUUGACAUGUCAGAGAUUGAGCACUUCAUGACUCUUCUGAUGGACAAAGAGGAAGAGGGGACACUAUCUCCAAUCCUGGCCCACGGAGGAGUCCGAUUCAUGUGGAUCAAACACAAUAAUCUCUACUUGGUUGCAACAUCCAAAAAAAAUGCUAGCGUCUCGCUGGUCUUCUCCUUCUUGUACAAAAUUGUCCAGGUAUUUUCAGAGUAUUUUAAAGAACUGGAAGAAGAGAGUAUCAGAGACAACUUUGUCAUCAUAUACGAGCUGAUGGAUGAACUGAUGGACUUCGGCUAUCCUCAGACCACAGACAGCAAGAUUCUGCAAGAAUACAUAACCCAGGAGGGGCACAAGCUUGACACCGGCGCCCCAAGACCCCCAGCCACAGUCACCAACGCCGUCUCCUGGAGGUCAGAGGGGAUCAAGUACAGGAAGAACGAGGUCUUCCUGGACGUCAUUGAGUCAGUCAACCUCCUGGUGAGCGCCAAUGGUAACGUUCUCCGUAGUGAGAUUGUCGGCUCCAUUAAGAUGCGUGUCUUCCUGUCUGGGAUGCCUGAGUUGCGGUUGGGCCUUAAUGACAAAGUUCUGUUUGAAAACACUGGACGUGGGAAGAGUAAAUCAGUGGAGUUGGAGGAUGUGAAGUUCCACCAGUGCGUCCGUUUGUCUCGCUUUGAGAACGAUCGCACCAUCUCUUUCAUUCCUCCUGACGGAGAGUUUGAGCUCAUGUCCUACAGACUCAACACUCAUGUAAAGCCCUUGAUCUGGAUUGAAUCUGUAAUUGAGAAGCACUCCCACAGUCGGAUCGAGUACAUGAUCAAGGCAAAGAGCCAGUUCAAAAGGCGUUCCACGGCCAACAAUGUGGAGAUCCACAUUCCUGUGCCAACGGACGCUGACUCACCCAAAUUCAAGACCACAGUGGGCAGCGUGAAGUGGGUGCCCGAGAACAGCGAGAUCGUCUGGUCCAUCAAGUCUUUCCCUGGUGGAAAAGAAUAUUUGAUGCGAGCUCACUUCGGUCUGCCAAGCGUCGAGGCUGAAGACAAAGAGGGGAAGCCACCAAUCAGUGUCAAGUUUGAGAUCCCAUACUUCACCACCUCAGGCAUCCAGGUGCGUUACCUGAAGAUCAUUGAGAAGAGUGGAUACCAGGCCCUGCCGUGGGUGCGCUACAUCACCCAGAAUGGAGAUUACCAGCUCCGGACUCAGUAGGCAGCAGGCAGGUGGAGAUCAGAGGGGGCGGAGUCAAGCCGCUAAUGUGAUAUCAAUGGCAGGUGUCAGUCAUGAGAUCAACUGUCAGUAUCUCCUUUUUUAUUUUUAUUUGUUGAAGGUAUAAAAUGAAUUUUGAUCAAUGCAAAUAUUAGAUGGAGCUGUCGGUUAGUAAAGAUUUAAACAGUAUAAUUAUGUUCUACUACUGUGUGGCUCCGAAUGUGACUGAGGCCAAUGAUAGCAAGAGUUACGUUUACAUCCAACCCGAGAGAAAAUUCAUUACAGUGGGUCAAAUAGUUCAAAAGAGUGUUACAUUUUCAUGUAAAGUUACUGUAAUCACAUCCACACAUGUAAAAAAAAAGAAACACGCUCCGGUCAGUCUAGUACAUGAAGCUGCUUUGUUCUGCCACAAUUCCUAUUUGUUGAUUAUCUGUAUAUAUUUGUUUCAUGUUAAUGAACUUUAAAUUCAGUGUUAUUUGUUGUAAAUUUAAAAGCUCACUCUUUUUUUGUACCAUUACCUCCAUGUGAUGCCAUUGACACAUGUCAGAGCGACGCCCGCCUGCAUGGCUGUUGUGCUUUCUAUUCGUCAGCGUGACUCCUCGGACAUUCAGCUUUGCAUAAAAACAUGAAAACGCUCGUUGAAGUUACACAGUGAACCCAGUACCAGAAAAAAAAAUCUGUUUUCCACCCCGACACCUGUUUCCCCCUUCCCCUCUGUGUAGCCAUGCUGUUUUAAAUCAUUAAAUGUCUAUUUAGAGAAAGUU